Molecule: messenger RNA, 2247 nt
Organism: Fusarium mangiferae
Lineage: Eukaryota; Fungi; Ascomycota; Sordariomycetes; Hypocreales; Nectriaceae
Exons: 1
Coding region: 1-2247 (748 amino acids)
Source: RefSeq, a predicted model, not a curated record
AUGUCAGGUGACAAUGGAGGAGUGGCGGCUCAGGCUGACAUUUUAGGGAUUCCGGGAGCCGCAUUAAACACCAUCGGCUUUGCCCAAGGACUCCUUCGCGCCGUUUCAGCUGACAAUGCUAACCCCAAUGCCGUCAUACAAGUCCAGCAAAUCGGGUCCUGCUUUCAAUCCAACGGUCCUUGGGCCGCAAAGAUUCCAGACGUUCUGUCGAGGGCAUCUUGUGUUAGACUUGAGAGGCUUUCUGCUUGGGUUGGAUGGGCAAAAGACGACACCCCAGCUUUCAUGAGUCAGACUACCGGUGGGCAAACUGCAGCUCUACUAUGUUGCGCCCUCGGGAGCCUUUACUCGAAAAGCCGUUGCGGACUACUGCUCUACGAUCUUUGUCAAGAUAUCUUACCUGCAGAUCGGCAGUUGUCCUCACCAACUCAAUUGGGUGAUGUUUGCAUGCUAUUAGAACGAAAAUCCGCAUGCCUAGGUUUUGGAAACCAUUUGGCCCUCCAAGUCACUCGGCUGAGGCAAUGCUUUUUCGAAGCUGGCUUAGACGUGCCACGAGACUUGGCCGACACCCCAGCAGAAGAGGAUCUUAAGAGUUUUUUAUCCGGGGUCUGCAGUGCCCUUCAAGAUGAGAGUUUGAUUCUACAAGUGUCUGGAACAAGAUGUGUAGGGACACUAUUGGCCUUGACGCUAGCAAUGUGCCCUGAAGAUGUUUCAGUGCGAAUCAAUAGAGAAGUCCUUAUGAGCGGACUCAGGGACAACAUUAUCUUCUCGGUCACUACCGAAGAUGGCUCUUCAACACAGAUUCAUCUUGAAACUAAGCUGGAAAACAAGAAGGCCGGGUUCUUAAAACGGCAUAUCAUCGCAGACAGCCAACACAAACACAACGAAGAACUACGCUUUGUAUGCGAUGGCAUCUUGUCGAGCCAGUUAGAUCUUUCCCUUUCUAUGGUCGGCGCAGAUUCAUCUCAGCCUCUGAAACUCGCUAUAUCGAACUUUGUAGCAUCUAUAGCAAUGGAGCCUACUACGGAUUGCUUCUCCGUUUACGGGCGAGAAAGACGUUUCCCGACCCAAGGAUUGAGGGUCAUUUUAGGGCCCACAUAUCGACAAACUAUUUCCCAGCGCUUAGAGAAAGUGCUAUGUUGCCCUUCUGAUACUUUGCAGAGCCCCAAAGAGGCAUUCAACCGACUUCAGAUUGCCCUUCGAGUCGUUCUACCUCUCAAAAACUGCACAUGCUCCUCCUGCAAUAUUGGAGAGAUAUGGGACGUGACUCGUCAUCCGAAAGCCAAUGCGAACGCUUUUAUGUCAUGGAUACAUUGUCCAGUUUCUAUGCUUUGGAGGGAUGUAGCCCAAAUAACGCAGGCAUCGCUACUAUUUCUCUUCUUACAACACAGUCUCUAUACUUCAUUGAGAUCCCACUUUGGAGAUGAUACAUACCCAUAUCUUAUUGAUCUUUUCUGGUCACGAUUUAAUGAGGCUUCAUACCAUGAUUUUAAGGAUAUUGGGCCGAGUUGGUUGCACAGACACAUUAUCCGACUUGUCGGAGAUUCCAGGGUAUCUUACAGCGAAGAUAUGCAAAAAGCAAUUUGCAACAGCUCAGGGGCUUCUACUAUUUACCCUGCUACUCUUGAGGUCCCUGAGAUCUCUAGCCCAUGGGUAGUGCAGUAUGACUUAGUCGAUGGAAGGCUGCAUUAUCAGGCCGACAGUUACGACUUUAUAAUUCCAGUGAUGCCAGGCAACAAAGCAGCGAAGGCGCUGAUUAGACCGAAAGCAAAAGGGUCUAUCGCCAAGGGCGUGAUAACCGUUCCAUCAGGACUUGGCGAACACAGCAGCCUUAUUAUGACAUUGCGCCCAGCUUUGAUGCAAAGAUCUCAGGCGCUUUUACUCCGAUGUCAGAUCAAGCAAGGCAACAGUACGAUGGAGGUCAAUUUUCUUGACAUGCACUUGGGACUGAUGAGUCUCAAUCCGGCCGACAGUUGUGAUCACGACCUUUCGACACCAUUCAAUCCAACGAAGGACAACUUGAUUGUCAAAGCUACUUCUGUAAUGGAACCAGUGGCAUCAGGAAAAUCUUCGAUCGGAGUAACGUUGACGCAUCGGAAUAAAGAAUCCCAAUUUCUCUGCUGUUCUCAGUCCGUAUUUCAGCUUUAUCAAGGCGAUUGCUGUUUACCGUGUGCUAUUGCCCAGGCUAUGCGAGAGAAAUGUCAAGUCGUUAUUGGUGGAUCGCCUAGCAUGUAUCUUAUCCGUUGCUAA